GCGUCGAAUGGAAAGGUCCUACAACUCAGUCGUUGGAUUUCUUGUUUUUUUUUGUGUGUUUGUAUCAACAUUUCGAACGUCUGUCGUUUAUCAUCAUUGUUAAGAAAAUAACAGAGGCGACGACGACGGCAAAUAGUGUUUUCAACCAAAAGAGAAGUAAAUGUUCUCUCGCUCUUUUGCUGGUUUUGGCCAUAUCGCAAAGUGUUAACAAGAAGAAAAACAAAUCAUACAUCCAUACAUAUGUGUACAACAAAAACAACAACAAGAAACUGUUACAAUUUAGUGAGAAGUUAAACAGCACCCCUCGAGGCGAGAGGAGAAAGAGAAGUGACUUGAACCAAAUUGAGCAAUGAUUGUGCUUUGAUUGAUUUCAGUAUGUGGUGAACAUUAAGCGAGAUCGGUUGUUAAAUGCGCGCGUUUGCUAAAUACAUAUAUUGUCAUACAAACAACAAGAAUACUAAAAAUCAAGUGAAAUAUUGAAUAAAAAGAAAACAUAUUCCAAUAAAUAAAAAUUAAAUGGAAAUAUAAAAAAAAAUUUUGAAAUAAAACUAAAAAAGGAAAAAAUUGUGAAAAAUUUGGAAACAAAAAAUCCAAAAGUGUUUUGUUAAGUGGUGUUUCGCCAAAUACUAUGCUUUGUCCGCCCACCAUGCGUCCCGCCAGUCCUGCUGAAUCGGAAAUAUCCGUUGGUGGUGCGCCCAGUCCCCUGCCUGCGGCCCACAAUCGCUCGGCCAUGGAUUUGAUACAGCAACAACAACAAUUGAUAAUGCAUCAACAUGCUGUGGCGGCGGCCGCUGCUGCCGGCCUAACACGGGCUGCCGUCGGUGCAAUGCCUGAGGAAUACUUCCAGCCAUUGAAACGUUUGCGUAUGUCGGCCGAGGACAGUGAUGCCAAAGAAAGAUCGCCCAGUCCGGUGCAACAACAAUCAAAUCAAUCCUCUUCGGCAGCCAGCACUAAAUCCCAUUUGGAGGGGGUCAAGAGUUUUUCCAUUGCCGAUAUUUUGGGCCAUGAGAAACAGAGGGACUCCUCGGUCUCACCGCCACCAGCAGCACCCGCCACCACCAAACAUUUGCACAGUACCACUUCCUCAAGUGGUUUGCUUCAACCCCGCACAGAACCCUUGGAUUUGGUGCCACAUCCUGCAGCAGCUGCCAUGCUACUUCCCGGCUCUGGUCAUGUUGUGAGACCCUGGGACCAUUUAUUGGGACCCAUGCCCGGUGUACGACCCUUUAUCCCCUCUGCCCUGUUACAUUAUGAACAACGUCUGGCCUUGGAUUAUCAUCGGCAGCUGCAGGAGCACUUCAAUGCCCAGGCCCAGUUGCUGCGCCACAUGAACGGCAUGGAUAUAAUACCCUCCGAGAGUGGCAGUGAUCGUUCCAGUUCGGCAGCCAGUGAUUGUUGUUCGCCCGAAAUUGCAAAUCGUUCAUCGUCCGAGGCUCAUCAUCCCCGCCAUUCACCACAGGGUAGUCUGGAAAGAUCUCAACAUAAUCGGGCCAGCAGCAGUAGUACGGGCAGUGCUGCUGGUAAUGCGGGUCAGUCGGGAACAGCUAACAAUGGCAGCAGUAGUGGCAGUUCAGCAAAUGGCAGUAAAGUGAAAAAUGACACACCAUUGGAUGCUCUGUUCCAGAUGACAACCAAAGAUUUUGAUGAAUCGGAUGAAAAAUCCCACAUUGAUCUCUUCUCAAAUCGGCCGCAACCCAAAAAGAAACGCAAGUCCCGCACCGCCUUCACCAAUCAUCAAAUCUUUGAGCUGGAGAAACGUUUUCUCUACCAAAAAUAUCUCUCACCAGCCGAUCGUGAUGAAAUUGCCUCCUCGUUGGGCCUGUCCAAUGCCCAGGUUAUUACAUGGUUUCAAAAUCGUCGGGCCAAGCAAAAACGUGACAUUGAAGAGCUCAAGAAAGACUUUGAAACCGUCAAAGUGUUUUCAGGGCAAAAAUCAUUCCUGGAAAAUGUCAAUGAUCUCAGUAUAUUGAAAAAGAAACCUCUACAUCCCGAUGCCGUAGUUAUGGAAGGUUUGGCAGCGGCAGCGGCGGCCGGCAUGAUGCCCGGCUUGUCGGCCCAUCCAUCACAUGCCUCAUCAGCGGCAAUGCAGGCCCUAAGUCCUCAGAAAUGAGUAAAAAUCAUACGUAAAUAUUUCAGCAAAACCAACAGAUAUCUGGGGAACUCCCCGGAUAUUGCAUACAACUGAAAGCUUUAAAGGAUGCUUCGGGUACAGAGCAGAUGGAACAAGGAAAGUCUCAAAAGUUGCUGGAAUCAAUGCAACCUGAAGAGACUUUUGAAACCCAAAGUCUUCUCCCCCACAACGAUCUUCAAAUCCUAAGGAAGGCACCCAAUCACCCCAAUCCUCUAAAAGGAAAUCUCUAUUCACACACCUCAUCACCAUUUUAUUUUCGGCGAACAAAAAUAAAAAGACUUAACACAGCUGGUCCGCGUUUUGUCCCAGAACCUUUCGGCAGAUUACUCCUAAUUUGGCUAAAUUGUUAUUUAUAUUCUUUUUUCUUUCAUUUUCAUGUAAAAUUUUUUCUUUGUAAAAAACCCCCCACACUUUAUUAUUGUAAAUAUUGUAAUUUAUAUAAUUUAUUUUGUUUGAUAGUAUUUGUAACACACUUGUAAUUGUAUUAUAUUUAAAACUUUUUUUUUUUUGAAAAAAAUCAACAUGAAAUUAGCUCUUAUAUCUUAUAAUGUCAUGGCAAGUAGUUUGUAAUUAUUAAAACUGAAAAAAAAAUAAAUAAACAAUCUGUGUAUUAUUAAUUGUAACGUAGCCUGUAAGUAAAGCUAAUUGUAUUGUAAAUAAGUUGGAAAAGAUCAAUUGAAGAUAAAUAUAACAAAACAUACAGAUACAAAUGAUAAAACAA
Messenger RNA from Musca domestica (house fly), 2852 nucleotides. Its product is annotated as homeobox protein Nkx-3.2. Gene Ontology annotation, molecular function: DNA-binding transcription factor activity, RNA polymerase II-specific; DNA binding. Lineage: Eukaryota; Metazoa; Arthropoda; Insecta; Diptera; Muscidae. The transcript is spliced from 2 exons. Gene Ontology annotation, biological process: regulation of DNA-templated transcription. The record is from RefSeq and is a predicted model, not a curated record. The coding region runs from base 629 to 2110 and encodes 493 amino acids.